GUUCCAUGGUGGGGUAGCUGAGCUUUGGGUUUGCCAGAGUAGGUUUCUGUUGUGUGAAUGAAAAUGUGACUUGAAAUAAGUGCUUAUUUAACAGCAAUGUCCUCUCAUUGUGAGAAGUCGAUGUGUCCUUGUACAGUGGAGCACAAGCUAUCUGAAGAGAGGCUGCUGUGUCAAACUGUCACAUUUGGUGGCUCAUCUAGGAUGUGGGCCUGGGAUCUCUAACAUCUUUGAUUAAUAAUUUUAAGGAAGGUUUCUGUCCAGGAGCUCAGCUGUCAGGGAUUGGAAAGGUGAUGGGCAGCUGGCUCCCCUCAGGUGGUGAUCUAGACUGACUGCCUGUCCCAGGUCAGAAAUAGCUGGAUCUUUUUUUUGUGAAAGACGAAGGUGCAAAACUACUGAGCUAGAUCAUACAGGUCUUAUUUUUGUGUCUCUUGCAUUACAAAAAAAAAAACUGGAAUUUACUUUUAAUAUGAAAGGGGUGAACAACUUUUGCCGCAGAGCUUUGGAAACCAACCUGGUUUGCAUCCUCCGUUCACUUAUCCUCAGACCUCUCCCAGUUCAGGAGUCCUAUUCAAAGAACAAAAACGAAUCAAAUGUAGAAAGUGUGUUAUUAACAUCCUUGGGGAAGCCAGCAGUUUUACAAGAGUAAGUGAUGCCAAAAUUAAGCGGCUUGAGCUGUACUACAUGUGCUUUAUUUUGGGGAGUCUCUACUGGUCAAUCAAAGCAAAAACUGAACUGCUUCUUCCCUGAAGCUUUCACCCUGCUGAGCCGGAACACAUGAGUGCUGGAUGCAGUGUGUUAAUGACUGUGAAGCUGUGCAUGCCCUUUGGGUGAAGUGUACAUGUAUUAUUGAUUGUGCACCGAGAUGCCACAUCAAAUACCUUGUAUAUUCAGCGUACUUGGCAAAUAAAGUAAUUCUGAUUCUUUGAGCAGGAGAUCCUGUGGCUGAGGAGUCUGGGUAGCUCUGCACCCCCUGUUCAAGAGACAGGAAGGUGACACGAUGGCAGACCUGUCUGCUCCCUGCUGUUCUCGUGAGCCUGCUUGGGGCUCCAGCUGGAAUGGACGAGCACAGUUCAAGAUCCUAGUCCUGGCUAACAGCUGGUAGUUUUCUUUUAUUCUAAACUAACCUGCAUUGUAGGCGGUAAAGUUAAAGAAAGAACAAAUUGCAAUAAAGCUUUUGCUGAUGCUUUCCUCUGAGGCAUCUAACAUUUACACCCAUUUAGACAUCUGGGUAUUUUACUGGGGUAAAAGUACUUUGCUCAGGGGUGCUACAGCAGUGUCACUCCUGGGAUUUGAAUAUUCAAUGAUCAAGUUACAGACCAACACCAUAAACUACUCCACACUGUUGCCGUAAAAAGAACUAUGUUUUGAAGCUCCGUUCAGGACUUCAGACUUUAUAUCCCUCCAACAAGUGAUUCCUGAUUCCCUGUUGCUCCUGCAACAGCUGUUAACCAGUUGAAUUGCCAGUAGUUAUCUGCUUCAAAAGAAGGAAGGAGAAAGAGAAAAUCUUAACAGGGGAAUAGGACUUUAUACGGGAGGAGGAGGCUUAAAACUCGGUUUUAUUUUUAAUUAUUUUUUUCAAAUGCUUAUCUCGAUGCUCUAAUGCGCGGCACCCGGUAUCACAGUGGUUUCCACACUGGGGAAAAAGCUCUUUGAAUAAGAGCCUCGGUGUAACCUUCCUUGGUUAUAUUUACGGAGCGCUCGUCUGCGAACAAUUACGGUACUCCGGGCGGGCUCUCUCCUCCUCCUUCUGCCCAGGUGAGGUGGGGCACUGGCCGGGGUUACAGCACUGCGCGCCGGGAAAGCUCGGGUAGGAGAACUGUUCCUGUGGGAGAAAAAAGGAGAAAAAGCACAGAAAAGCCAGGACGAAGACAUCAGAAUUCAUGGUACCGCACUUGGUUCGCACAAUACUGACAUUUCGGGUUUGUUGGGAUACACUCUUGAAGACUGGACCCUUUACCGAAAACACGCUUUUAAGAAAAAAAAAAACUCUCUCUCACGGCUGUAUUUAUAGAGCGAUAGUCCUCAAGGAAAGUUUUUACUUUCACUUAAACGUCCCUUGGCAGAAUUGAGCCGGGUUUUUUUUUUUAAAUUUUUGCGGAUUUUUAAUCAGUUCGCGAACAGCACGAUGAGUACAGACUUCUGUUUACGAUUCCUGUGAAUACCGGACAAGACAUAGCUAGCAAUAUUCAUUUUUUCGCGGGCACUGAGGAAUUCUAUAGGCAUUUUUUAAACACUUUUCUCUCGUAAUUCGGGGCCCCCAACCUUUAAAGCGGAAUAUUCGAGCGGAUUCCUGAAGGACGGACCAUGGCCGAGCACGAGAGUCUGGAGUUCGGGAAGGCGGACUUCUUGCUGCUGGACAGCGUGUCUCUGGAGGAGUUCAUGGCCAACCUGAAACACAGGUUCGAGAAAGGGCGGAUCUACACCUACAUCGGGGAGGUGGUGGUGUCGGUGAACCCGUACCGCCCCAUGAACAUCUACGGGCGCGACACCAUCGAGCAGUACAAGGGCCGAGAGCUGUACGAACGGCCCCCGCACCUCUUCGCCAUCGCUGACGCCGCCUACAAAGCCAUGAAGAGGAGGAACAAGGACACCUGCAUCGUCAUCUCAGGGGAGAGUGGCGCGGGGAAGACAGAGGCCAGUAAAUACAUCAUGCAGUACAUCGCGGCCAUCACCAACCCCAGUCAGAGGGCAGAGGUCGAGAGGGUGAAGAACAUGUUGCUGAAAUCCAACUGUGUCCUGGAAGCGUUUGGGAACGCCAAGACUAACCGCAACGACAACUCCAGCCGCUUCGGGAAGUACAUGGACAUCAACUUCGACUUCAAGGGCGACCCCAUCGGGGGCCACAUCAACAACUACCUGCUGGAAAAGUCUCGAGUCAUCUUCCAGCAGUCCGGAGAAAGAAGCUUCCACUCUUUCUACCAGCUGGUGAAGGGGGGUCCGGAGCAGCUCCUGCGAUCGCUGCACAUCCAGAAGGACCCCAGCGCCUACAUCUACAUCAAAGUUGGCGGACAGGUCAAGUCGUCUAUCAAUGACAGCGCUGACUUCAAGGCUGUGGCGGAGGCCAUGAAGGUGAUUGGCUUCACCCAAGAGGAGAUCCAGACAGUCUACAAGAUUCUGGCCACCAUCCUACACCUGGGCAACUUGAAAUUUGGCAGCGAUGGGGACGUGACGCUGAUCGAAAACAGCAAGCUGGUGUCGGUGCUGGGGGACCUGCUGUCCACCAAGCAGGAGAACGUGGAGAAGGCCCUGCUGUACCGCACGGUGUCCACGGGCCGAGACGUCAUCGACAAGCAGCACACCGCGCAGGAGGCCAGCUACGGCCGAGAUGCCCUGGCCAAGGCCAUUUACGAGCGCCUCUUCUGUUGGAUUGUGGGAAGGAUCAACGAUAUCAUUGAGGUGAAGAAUUAUGAUGCCAAAGUUCACGGCAAGAAUACGGUCAUCGGAGUGCUGGACAUUUAUGGAUUUGAGAUUUUCCAGAACAACAGCUUCGAGCAGUUCUGCAUUAAUUACUGUAACGAGAAGCUGCAGCAGCUCUUCAUCCAGCUGGUGUUGAAGCAGGAGCAGGAGGAAUACCAACGAGAGGGCAUCCCCUGGAAACAUAUCGAUUACUUCAACAACCAGAUCAUCGUGGACCUGGUGGAGCAGCAGCACAAGGGCAUCUUCUCCGUGCUGGACGAGGCCUGCAUGAACGUGGGCAAGGUGACGGACGAGAUGUUCCUGCAGGCGCUCAACAACAAGCUGGCUAAGCACGCUCACUACACCAGCCGCAAGCUCUCGCCCACGGAUAAGAGCCUGGAGUUUGACAGGGAUUUCCGCAUCAGGCACUAUGCAGGCAACGUGGUGUACUCAGUGGUGGGUUUCAUUGACAAGAACAAGGACACACUGUUCCAGGACUUCAAGCGGCUGCUGUACAACAGCUCUAACCCGGUGCUGAAGUCCAUGUGGCCGGAGGGGAAGCUCAGCAUCACGGAGGUGACGAAGCGUCCUCUGACAGCCGCCACCCUCUUCAAGAACUCGAUGAUCUCAUUGGUGGAUAAUCUGGCUUCCAAGGAGCCCUACUACGUGCGCUGCAUCAAGCCCAACGACUUGAAAUCCCCCCUGCUGUUCGAGGACGAGCGCUGCCGGCACCAGGUGGAGUAUCUGGGCCUGCUGGAGAACGUGAGGGUGAGGCGGGCCGGGUUCGCCUACAGACAGACCUACCCACGCUUCCUCCAGAGGUACAAGAUGAUCUCCGAGUUCACCUGGCCCAAUCACGACCUGCCGUCAGACCGCGAGGCCGUGAAGAAGCUGGUGCAGGGCUGCGGGUUCGAGCACGACGUGGCCUACGGCAAGACCAAGGUGUUUGUGCGUACGCCCCGCACCCUCUUCACUCUGGAGGAGCGGCGGGCGGACAUGGUCGCCAGAAUCGUGCUCUUCCUGCAAAAGGUGUGGCGGGGCACAGUGGCCAGGAUGCGGUACCGCCGCAUGCGGGCGGCCCUCACCAUUAUCCGCGCCUACCGCCGCUACAAGGUCAAGUCCUACAUCCGCGAGGUCGCCCGCCGCUUCCAGAACGUCCGCCGCAUGAAGGAUCAUGGGAAGCACGUCAAGUGGCCCGUACCGCCCAAGGUCUUGCGCAAGUUUGAGGAGGCACUGCAAAACAUCCACAAGAGAUGGUGGGCGUGGACCCUGAUCAAAACGAUCCCACCUGAGGAUCUCCCACAGGUGAGGGCCAAGGUUGCAGCCCUGGAGCUACUGAAGGGUCAGAGGGUAGACCUGGGCCUGCAGAGAGCCUGGGAGGGCAACUACCUGAGGCGGGACAGCCCAGAGACGGUGUCCUCCUUCACCCUUGUGUCCAGUGAGCUGCAGCGCAAGGACAAGUUCAUGCAGGUCCUCUUCUCCUGCCAUGUGCGCAAGAUCAACCGUUUCCACAAGGCAGAGGACCGGGCAGUGAUGAUCACCGACCGACACCUUUACAAGAUGGACCCUGUGAAACAGUACAAGCCCAUGAAGAGCAUCCCACUGUAUAACGUGACGGGCGUCAGCGUGUCUCCGGGGAAGGACCAGCUGGUGGUGUUCCACACCAAGGACAGCCGAGACCUCAUUGUGUGCCUGCAGGGCAUGGUGCCCGCGGGGGAGAGCCGCAUCGCAGAGCUGGUGGGCACCUUGGUCAGCCACUUCAAAAGUGAGAAGCGGAAGCUACAGGUGAGCAUCGCCAGCCCCAUCCAGUGCAGCAUGCAUGGCAGGAAGUGCACUGUCGUCGUGGAGACGAAGAUCAACCAAUCGCACCCGGACUUCGCGAAGAGCCGCUCCGGCUACAUCCUGUCCGUUCCUGCCAACUGAAGGAGCUGGAGGGCGUUGCCAAGACGACGAGGGAGGGGUCUGUGAAUUCCGGACAGUUUUUAGAGCAGAGCGCCACCCUCAGAUUUCUGGGUACCCUGUGGGUAACCCCUUCAGAAAGUAUCAUGGCAUUUUAGAUAGCCAUUUUAUAAAGAAUAUUAUUAGUUAAAUGAA
Lepisosteus oculatus (spotted gar) is the source of this 5490-nucleotide messenger RNA. Lineage: Eukaryota; Metazoa; Chordata; Actinopteri; Semionotiformes; Lepisosteidae. The record is from RefSeq and is a predicted model, not a curated record.